AUUCCGUGGCAAGAUUUCCGGAAUUCCCACUUUCCCCAAUGAAUCCUAGAAAAUCAUCUUUCUUUAUUACUAUUUCAGUAAUAAUAAAAUUCACCAAAAUCGAGAUGAAAACAAUUAAGAGGAAAUGUAAAAAAUUAGACAAACGUAUAUAAAUGCAUCCCCGGCAAUCAUAAGAAAAAGGGCCAAAUGCUUCUCCUAUAAUUUUCCUGCAGAACCCCACUUUGCACGUUUGCAUAGAGAAAAGUCUGGCAUAGUUUUAUCUUUUAAUGGAUACAGAUACUUCAGAUGCUGAAUCCACUAGUCGGAGAGCUGGUCUCUUAAAGGACCAGGUUGGACUAGUUAAGAGAAAAGAUUGUGACCGAUAUGAGAUUAUCUCAAUACCAGAUAAUUUGUCAUUUGAGAAAGGAUUCUUCAUUGUAAUACGUGCAUGCCAAUUGUUGGUUCAGAAGAAUGAUGGACUGAUAAUGAUAGGAGUAGCUGGUCCCUCUGGUGCCGGAAAGACUGUAUUUACUGAGAAAAUACUGAACUUUAUGCCAAGCGUUGCAGUUAUCUCAAUGGAUAACUACAAUGAUGCUAGUCGAAUUGUUGAUGGAAACUUUGAUGACUAUGAUACAUUGCUGAAAAAUAUCAAUGAUCUGAAGACUGGGAAGCCAGCAGAAAUUCCAAUAUAUGAUUUCAAAUCUAGUUCGCGAAUAGGAUACAGGACCCUUGAAGUCCCUAGCUCCCGCAUUGUGGUUAUUGAGGGCAUCUAUGCUCUGAAUGAAAAGUUGCGGACUUUCCUGGAUCUUCGCGUAUCUGUGAAUGGUGGAGUACACUUUGAUCUCGUUAAAAGAGUUUUACGUGACAUACAACGUGCUGGGCAGGAACCAUCAGAAAUAAUCCAUCAAGUAUCUGAAACGGUUUAUCCAAUGUACAAGGCUUAUAUUGAGCCUGAUCUCAAAACUGCACACAUAAAAAUUAUCAACAAAUUUAAUCCUUUCUCUGGAUUCCAGAGUCCUACUUACAUUCUAAAGUCAUCAAGGAAUCUGAAGACAGAACUAAUCAAAUCUGUCUUGUCUGAAGAACACACUGAGAGUACGGAACAGAUUUAUGACAUAUACCUUCUGCCACCUGGUGAAGAUCCAGAGACAUGCCAAUCAUAUCUGAGGAUGCGAAAUAAAGAUGGGAAAUACAAUCUCAUGUUUGAGGAAUGGGUCACUGAUUCUCCAUUUGUCAUAUCACCAAGAAUCAGUUUUGAAGUUAGUGUGCGUCUUCUUGGUGGAUUGAUGGCUUUGGGAUACACAAUGGCGGCCAUCCUCAAAAGAAACAGCCAUGUAUUUUCUGAUGAAAGGGUCUGUGUGAAAAUUGACUGGCUUGAACAACUGAACCGCCACUAUGUGCAGGUCCAAGGAAGAGAUCGUGUUGUUGUAAAAUGUAUCGCUGAUCAGCUGGGUUUGGAAGGCUCAUAUACUCCGCGUACAUAUAUUGAACAAAUACAGCUAGAGAAGCUUGUGAAUGAGGUUAUGGCAUUACCAGAUGACUUGAAAACAAAGCUUAGCCUAGAUGAAGAUAUUGUCGCAAGCCCUAAAGAAACUCUCUCUCGAGCCUUGGCGGAGAGAGUAUCAUGGAGAAAUAAGAAUAUCAGAAGUGGAUUGUCACACUCAUAUUCAACUAACAGGGACAAAAAUCUAUCAAAUGUUAGUUCUGAUUAUCGGAGGAAUGACAUGAGUGCGGAGUCGGGAACAAGAUUAUUAAACCAGGGAGCGGUCACACAUUUAUUGGAGCAAAUUUCUACCUUGAAUGACCGGAUGGAUGGCUUUACGUCUAGGAUGGAAGAACUUAAUUCCAAGUUAAGCAGCACAAGGGCUUCUCCAAGAAACAAACGAGCUUCUCCAAGCACACCAACUCUGGCUUUAGAAACUGAAGUGUGCAAUGGAUCUGCCCCUACUUCCUAUUUCAUAUCUGGUUUGGAGAAUGGUUCCUUGACUGGGUCCAUCAUGCCUAAUUCCUCGUCUUUUGCUUCCCUUACAAAGGAGUCCGUGUUUAUGGAAGAGAUAUCAAAUAUUGCACGUGGACAGCGUCAAGUUAUGCAUCAGUUGGACAACAUUAGCAAUGUUCUUCGCGAGAGAUUAGGUGAACAGUCUCGACAAGGAAGAACAAAUAAGAAAAGAGAUACAAUUGAUAUGGAUCCUGUCAGAAUACCUCUCAUCUUAACAUUAGCAGUUGGUGGCCUGGGUAAUCCUCUUGUUUUAAGAGCCUGCAAACAUCGAAACUGAUUCUUCAUCCUAAUCUUUUCUAACUGUAGGUAUUUUUCUUUUUCUCCUACUCCUAUUUUUAUAGAGCCCAUGCAAGUUAUUUUUGCUUUGUUCGU
Nicotiana attenuata is the source of this 2350-nucleotide messenger RNA. RefSeq names its product uridine-cytidine kinase C-like. Gene Ontology annotation, molecular function: kinase activity; ATP binding. The record is from RefSeq and is a predicted model, not a curated record. The coding region runs from base 267 to 2255 and encodes 662 amino acids. Lineage: Eukaryota; Viridiplantae; Streptophyta; Magnoliopsida; Solanales; Solanaceae. The transcript has 12 exons. Gene Ontology annotation, cellular component: cytoplasm.